This is a messenger RNA of Nylanderia fulva, 1777 nucleotides long. RefSeq lists its product as uncharacterized. The record is from RefSeq and is a predicted model, not a curated record. Lineage: Eukaryota; Metazoa; Arthropoda; Insecta; Hymenoptera; Formicidae.
GACGCUCUUUCCCGGAAUUCCUAUAGUCCUGAUGAUGGUUCUCGGGUCCAUAUCAAUUUUUCAAAAAUGGAGAACAAACGGCAGCAAUGGUUUUCAUCGAGUUUUUCUCGCUGGAAAAACUACGCCUCCGUCCCUGUCGUCGACCGCUCGUUAAAUCGUGCAUUCAUCGUUAUGUAAUCUUCCUCAAGUGUAACGAGCAAAACGGUAUAGAGAUAGGAAUCGAUCAGCGGGAAUAUGGAAUCGCGCGAGCAUUGCUCUUGUUGUCGCGCUCGAAAAUCGAUUGUUCGGCGAAGCAACGACGAUCUUCGCAGGACCUGUCGAUCCGAAAGCAUCUCGGGGAAGUCAAAGUCGCCUUCCAAUUCGAAGAAACACGCGCCUGGAUGUCCCAGAAAGAUCUUCGAAGAAGAAAAACAGUAUGAAAUCGCUUCUUGCGCCGACAAAUUCGCAUUGGCGAAGAGAUUGCACGCGGAGAACCUGCAGCACCAGCCGCUCCCGGAUCGGGUGGACGAUUCCAUCUUUAGGAAAGGAUGUCGUCCUUGUUCGGCCGAUUGCGAGCGAGACGCCGAGUGUCAGGUUCGAGAUAACGUCGACGUCGCAAUGUUGGAGGCGAAAGAUUAUCCGUUCGUGCCCGCGCUCGGUUGUAAGAAGCCGAAGACCCGGAUGGACCUAGCGAUUUGUUGGGAAACGCCGAUGGACCCGGUGUACGAGCCACGUAGACCUACGCACAUUGACGGCUCCGAGGGCGGGCUAGCCCCGGCGAUCUUCGCCUUGAUCCAGCACACACCGGCACCGAAGAACCGCGAGCUCCUGGUGCGCGGCGAAGGACAAAAGAGCGAGCAAUGCGGCAACUGCACGAAACAUCAGGAGGCGCAGCAGAAGAAUCUGCAUCAGAACUGUUGCUGCUAUGAUUGCACCUGUAAUGAAGGCCGUGACAAACUUUCCCGAAGUGGGAAGUUGGCGAGGUCGAGUUCUGUGCCGCGCAUCACCGAGCGGAAGUGCGCCGCGUGCCGAGGUGAGUCGGAAGCGGAAGCCGAACGAAGAAAAAGGAGCCAAGAGGAUCCGAGGCUGAUCAGGUCCGCGGUGGGUUUCGCCCUGGGUUUGGAGCAGAGGUGCCGAGCCGCGACGGGCGAAGACGGAGCGCGCAGGAACGGUUUGCCGCCGGCGAGGACGACAGUGCCGCGGCCGAGGACCCCGUUCGCCAGACGCGCCUUCUGCAUCGACACCCUGACGCCGCCGUUCAGCGUGGUGAACGGCUGCCGGGACGCCGAUUAUCCCGAGCACUGGCGGCUCAUGUCCGUGUACCAGCAGUCGUACAGGAAUCCGCAGAAACGAAGGACUCGCCGCUUCUGAUCGGAAGGAACCUCGUACAUCCUGCCGAGUUGGCUCCUUGGAAGUUAAAAAGCUCACGAUUCUCAGAAAAAGUUGUUGCUUAGUUUGUUUAUUGUUGAUUGUUGAGUUGUUACAACAAGAAUGAGAGUUUGAUGAUUCCGUUGAAUUGUUUCCAUUUGUUAAACAAAUAAUUAACUGCCAUUAGCCAGACUUUUUGGCAUUAAUAAAAUUUUAUCCUGUUGUAAUUAGUAAUAAACGCAAAAUUAGUGAUGGGAUCAAGUUUAACAUGUAUUUACAAAUUUAUUUACUUGAAAAUACUGCUUUCUUUAGGUAAUCAUAUUGAUAAAGAGUUCGAAAUCAAGUUGCAAACAAAUUCAAAUCUACUUGAUCCCAUCGCUAAUAUAAAUUAUAAGAGCGCAAAAUAUAUAUAACUAACAUGAAAAAUAAA